CCGGGCAAGCAAAGCUUCAUCUCUCCCCUCCCCUCUCACACCUGAUCAUGAUCACCCACUAUAUAUAAUUCAGUAAACCAUCAUCUCGGUUCAUACCGAUUCGUCACUCGUGCACUAAAUAUAUUAUAUACACACAACAAAAUAUGAAAUCAAAUAUGGCUCAUAAGCUUGUCUUCGCGGUUCUCCUGGUGGCUCUGCUCUUCUCUUGCGCCAUGGCUGCAAGGAUGGUGAUCGCCACAGAGCAAGGGUUUGAUCAGAGGCGGUUUCUCCGCCGCUGCUCGCGUCCCACAAUUUGCUGUGGUCAUAAUGGCAACGUCAACGACCCGACCAAUUGCGAAUUCUGUUGUUAACCCUAACCCUUAAGUAUGCAAUCAAAGCCUGGCACGUACCCU
Linum tenue is the source of this 392-nucleotide messenger RNA. The record is from the annotation of a GenBank genome assembly. Lineage: Eukaryota; Viridiplantae; Streptophyta; Magnoliopsida; Malpighiales; Linaceae.